GAGAGACAGUGACAGUGAUAUUAUUCUGAAAUGUCAUACUGUCGACGAAUCCAGUUAUAGCUUGAUUAGAGAUCCCCGAAAUGUUAUUUUUUAUUGUUAGAUCAUAAUUUUACAAAUUUAUCUAUAAAUUCAAACCUCACAUCACUUCCAUUUCUCAAAGAAUAAAAUGAGAUAUGGUUUUCAACUUCUUCUUUUUCUUGUUUCCACACUAUUCUAUUUCUCGAUUGGCAAAGACGAACCAAUCGGAUACGGAUAUAAGAUUCGAUCAGUCGAAGUCGAUGGCGGAAGAUCAUUGACUGCUGUUCUUGAUGUAAUUCGAAGUUCAUCCGUUUUUGGUCAUGACAUACAAUAUCUCAAGCUCCAAGCCAGCUUUGAGAAUGCUGACCGGCUGCGAGUUCAUAUAACCGAUUUGGAUAAAAAGAGAUGGGAAAUUCCAGAUGAGAUUCUGCCUCGGAACACUACAACUGCUACCGCUGCGAAUCUGUUACUAGCUGAAAAUGACGCAUCAUCAUCUAUUCAAGGGCCUGGUUCUGAUCUCAUAUUCACUCUCCACAACUCCUCCACCUUCGGUUUUUCGAUCUCCCGUAAAUCUACCGGCGACGUUCUCUUCAGCACUUCUAGUAGUGAUUUAUUUGUGUUCAAGGACCAGUACAUACAAAUUUCAUCAUCACUACCGGCAAAUAGAUCUUCGAUAUACGGGUUAGGUGAACAGACUAAGAGGACAUUCCGUUUACAAAAAGGCGAUAAGAGGACACUGUGGAAUUCUGAUAUUGCUAGUUACAAUGUAGACCAAAGUCUUUACGGAUCGCAUCCGUUUUAUAUCGAUGUCAGAACGCCGUUAAAGAACAGUCAAGCAGCAGGGACUACUCAUGGUGUUUUAUUGCUCAACAGUAAUGGAAUGGACAUUGUCUAUGAAGGCUCUAAAAUAACUUAUAAAGUUAUUGGAGGUGUCAUAGAUUUCUACUUCUUUGCUGGCCCUUCGCCGAAAUCUGUCAUCAAUCAGUAUACUGAACUUGUUGGCCGCCCUGCACCCAUGCCAUACUGGUCCUUCGGAUUUCACCAGUGUCGAUACGGAUACCAAAACGUGUCUGUUCUUGAGGAAGUAGUUGCUAGAUAUGCAAAUGCUGGUAUCCCACUGGAAGUUAUGUGGACAGACAUCGAUUACAUGGAUAAGUUCAAGAUUUUCACUCUUGAUCCUGUAAACUUUCCAGAAGACCGAAUGAAGAGUUUCGUUGAUAAACUUCACAAGAAUGGCCAGAAAUACGUUGUGAUUAUAGAUCCUGGAGUUGGCAUAGAUGGCACAUACGGAACGUACCAGCGAGGGAUUAAAGAAGAUAUAUUCAUAAAAAGACACGGCAAACCGUACCAAGGCAAGGUCUGGCCAGGAGACGUCUACUUCCCUGAUUUCCUUAACCCGAAAACAGCACCUUACUGGACAAAUGAAAUUGCAAUGUUUCUGAAAACUCUCCCAGUUGACGGUCUGUGGCUUGACAUGAAUGAAGUCUCUAACUUUAUAACCUCCACUGCUGACGGAGGUUCUACUCUUGAUAAUCCUCCCUUCAAGUUUAAUAACGGCAGAAACAUCAAUGAAAAAGCUAUUCCUGUGACUGCUGUUCAUUUUGGCAACAUUACUGAGUAUAAUGUUCACAACACAUAUGGUCACUUAGAGGUGAAAACAACAAAUGCAGCAUUGGAAAAGGUAACCAAGAAAAGGCCUUUUAUACUCACCAGGUCAACUUUUAUCGGGACAGGCAAGUAUGCAGCACAUUGGACUGGCGAUAAUGCGGCUUCUUGGGAUGAUCUUGGAUUUUCAAUUUCAACCAUGCUCAACUUUGGAUUGUUUGGAAUUCCAAUGGUUGGAGCCGAUAUCUGUGGUUUUGCACGCAACACAACUGAGGAGCUCUGUCGACGCUGGAUUCAGGUUGGGGCCUUCUACCCAUUUGCUAGAGACCACUCUGAAAUAACCUCAUCUCCGCAAGAGCUGUAUCUAUGGGACUCUGUUGCAGCAUCAGCAAAGAAAGCUCUGGGGCUGCGGUACCGACUACUCCCUUACUUCUAUACCUUAAUGUACGAGGCACACAUAAACGGGACUCCCAUUGCACGGCCACUGUUCUUUUCUUUCCCUGAGGAUGUAGGGACUUAUGGAAUCAGCUCACAGUUUCUAAUCGGUGAAGGCGUAUUGGUGUCACCAGUAGUGAAACAAGGACAAGUUUCAGUUAAUGCUUACUUCCCUAGGGGAAAUUGGUUUGAUCUGUUCAACUACUCGAAUUCAGUUAGUGCAUCGAAAGGACAUGUUAUCAAACUUGAUGCCCCACAAGAUCAUAUAAAUGUGCAUGUUCGGGAAGGGAAUAUUUUAGCAAUGCAGGGUGAAGCCAUGACUACAAAAGAAGCAAGAAAGACAGGAUUUCAACUUCUGGUGGCAGUAAGCAGCAGUGGUAGUAGUGCUACAGGAGAAGUUUUCUUGGAUGAUGGAGAAGCAGUCAUUAUGGGCGGUGCACAAGGAGGAAACUGGACUCUCGUCAGGUUUUCCAGCAGGGUCUCGGGGGAUAAAAUGACCAUUCAGUCAGAAGUCACAAAUGGGCAGUUUGCCAAGGAUCAGAAAUGGGUAAUAGAGAAGAUUGUUUUUGUUGGUUUGAAAAAGAAGAAGAGUAGUUUGUUCAGAAGGCAUGCAUGGAACCUUGUUCAACGGACAAACGAUGUUUCAGCACCGAAGGUGACCUUUAACUGGAAAGGUACUUUCGGCGUUGCAGAGGUUACAGGGUUAUCACAGACGAUUGCAAAGAAUUUUAACCUCGAGUUUCAAAUCAACUACACCCUGUAAUUAGGAUAAUGCAAUGUGUAUGAACUAGUCCUUUUUUCUACAUACAAUAGGUGAGUUUCUGUUCUUAAUAAAGAUCAAAUAUUACUACAGAACAAUCAUAUACAGCAAGUUGGUUGAAUUAAACCAUGAACUUUGUUAUCCAGCA
Molecule: messenger RNA, 2966 nt
Organism: Papaver somniferum (opium poppy)
Lineage: Eukaryota; Viridiplantae; Streptophyta; Magnoliopsida; Ranunculales; Papaveraceae
Product: alpha-glucosidase-like
Exons: 4
Coding region: 167-2821 (884 amino acids)
Biological process (GO): carbohydrate metabolic process
Molecular function (GO): hydrolase activity, hydrolyzing O-glycosyl compounds; carbohydrate binding
Source: RefSeq, a predicted model, not a curated record